AAAACAUCUAAUUUUAAAAUUUUAAUGAAUUUAAAACUUCAAUUGUAAAUUUGUUUUAAUUUUAUCGCAGCGUCUGUACUUUUAUUUUAAAUUAUUCAACCGAUUUGAAAGAACGAAAUUCCAAAAAUGAUGACAAAAAUUGUGAAAGCCAAAUACAUUGCACUGACGUUGUUAGGAGUUUGGGUUCUGUCUAUGAUCUAUAUGUCAUUCAGCAUGACGGCCAAUCAGGACGCGAAAAAUUUCCAACUGAAGGAAGAUCUUCUGACAAGGGCCCUCAGUGAGAUUGACAGAUUGAAACAAACCAACAGGGAAUUGACUGAAUACAUAGAAAAAACAAGACAAAAUGUGAAUGAUCAUAAUGUUAAUGUAGUUCUAGAUCGUUCAACAAAUCAUCCUGUCGAAAAAAGUAUAAAAAUCGUUAGAGCAUUAAAACCGAGCAAAGAGCAUGAAAUGUGCGCCAGACAAGUGAAAAACGACGUCGAUGAACUCUGGUACUACAUUCGGGACCAGUUCCAGAAGCUGAAGACAGAGUUCCAUAACUCUGAGAAAGUUGAAAAAAUAAGGAAAAAUUUAUUUCAAUAUUAUAGCGUGAUAGUGAAUGAUUUGAAAUCGUUGGGAGAGGCAGACGCAGCAGACGCGUGGCGUCUCAAGGAGUCAAAGGAGUUAGGGCAAUUAGUGCAGAAAGUUAUCCACAAAUUACAGAACCCAAAAGACUGCUCGACCAGUCGACUCUUGGUAUGCAACCUCAAUAAGGGCUGUGGUUUCGGCUGUCAGGUUCAUCAUGUUGUCUACUGCAUGAUUAUGUCCAUGGGCUCCAAUCGAACUUUCGUCUUGAAUGCUAAGAGCUGGAGGUACCUGAAUGAUGGCUGGGGUAAGUUUUUCAUCCCCCCUAGUACUGCUUGUGAUGCAGUUAAUUACGGAGAGCCACCGUUCUGGAAGGGGGAAGAAGACACUACACGAGUCAUCCAACUGCCAAUUAUCGACACCCUAAAUCCCCGACCGAACUACCUCCCUCUAUCCAUCCCCACCCAACUUUCGGAGCGUUUGAAACGUCUGCACGGUGACCCUUUCGUCUGGUGGGUGGGCCAGCUGAUGAAAUACCUCAUGAGGCCCCAGCCUACAUUUCAGAUGGAUAUCGACGAUGUUGCCAAGGAUUUGGGGUUUGACGAGGGGGAAGUUACCGUCGGCGUCCACAUAAGGAGAACAGACAAAGUUGCAACCGAGGCAGCCUUCCAUUCGUUAGACGAGUACAUGGCACAUGUUGAUACCUACUUCGAUGUCCUCGACACGAUAGCUGCCUACCCUAAGAAAAGGUCAAUCUACCUUGCCACCGAUGAGCCGUCUGUUUUUCAAGAGGUCGCCCAGAAAUACCCAAACUACAAAGUGAUUGGCAACAAAGAUUUCUCACAGUCGGCAUCGUUGAGGUCCAGGUACACGGAGGCCUCGUUACGUGCUGUAAUCUUGGAUGUCCAUUUCCUGUCUAGGUGUAAAUAUCUCGUCUGCACGUUCUCCUCUCAGGUCUGUAGGAUGGCCUAUGAGCUGAUGCAGACGAUGCACGGAGAUGCUUCGAAGUUCUUCACCUCCCUGGACGACAUCUACUACUUCGGAGGCCAGUUGGGCCACAGCCAGCUAGCCAGACUGCCCCACUCCCCAGAGGAGCCAAACGAGAUAAGUUUCAGAAGCGGGGACAGGAUUGGCGUGGCCGGCAACCACUGGAAUGGGUUCUCGAUGGGGACCAAGUUAGGCACGCCAGAGAGGGGUUUAUACCCUUCGUUCAAGACCUUAGAGGUCGUCAGUGAGGCCGAUUUUCCGAUAUUCAACGAGUUUAAAGAUGAAAUCGAGGAUGACGAUAUGAGGGAAGGGGGCGAAGAUAGAAGAAAGAAUGAUGCAAAUUCUUUGGAGGGUAAAGAGAUGCGAUCCGCAAACAUUCACGACAGCAACAACGUACAAAUUAAACCCAUGAUCAACAGUCAUAAUGUUCCCCCAUUAGAAGCUAUGCAGAAUGCUUAA
Messenger RNA from Helobdella robusta, 2010 nucleotides. RefSeq lists its product as hypothetical. Gene Ontology annotation, biological process: protein N-linked glycosylation. Gene Ontology annotation, molecular function: alpha-(1->6)-fucosyltransferase activity; protein binding. Lineage: Eukaryota; Metazoa; Annelida; Clitellata; Rhynchobdellida; Glossiphoniidae. The coding region runs from base 127 to 2010 and encodes 627 amino acids. The record is from RefSeq and is a predicted model, not a curated record. The transcript has 9 exons.